Molecule: messenger RNA, 222 nt
Organism: Punctularia strigosozonata HHB-11173 SS5
Lineage: Eukaryota; Fungi; Basidiomycota; Agaricomycetes; Corticiales; Punctulariaceae
Exons: 2
Source: RefSeq, a predicted model, not a curated record
CAGACGAGAUGGCCUGACGACAGGUUCGAGGCUCUUUGGAAAGUCCCUCCAGCAAUACAGAAUUCAUCCGGACCUCCCGCAUGGAAGAUAAAAUGCAUAGAUUGUCCCGGAAAAUUAUACAACCCCGGUCCGAACGAAUCCUUGAGUAAUUUUGAGGUCCAUCUGAAGAACCGGAACCAUCGGGAGAAUGUGAAGAGGCGGCUGGCGAAAGGAGAGUCGUAG